AUGUCAUGAUUCUACACCCUUACCAAAUUCUAUAUCUAGCAAACAUAUUUCAGAUAUUCCAGUCAAUGUCGAUCUAACUCCAGGUUCCGUAUCUCAUUUAGCUCACUUAUUUGACAAGGCUGAAAAAACUGGUUGGAAAGAAAAAUUAUGA
Messenger RNA from Funneliformis mosseae, 151 nucleotides. The record is from the annotation of a GenBank genome assembly. Lineage: Eukaryota; Fungi; Glomeromycota; Glomeromycetes; Glomerales; Glomeraceae.